UCUUUGUACCCCCGAUUCUUUAUGCAUGUUAACAUCGAUUAUUGCAUCAAUGCUGGCAAAUUUACCAUUUUUCCAAAAGUUUGAUAAAAUCGAUUACCGUAUUGAUGGAGGAGGGUUUUACAAACGACCAAGAAUAGACCAGUGCAUUACCGUGUUGAGUUAGUUUAUGCAUAUUUGUUCCAAGGCGCUCUACUUUCCUUGGUGCUCUAUUCUUGAAUUCGUCAGGGGCCUUGUCUAGGAUAUAAAACCCCAACCCUCGUGCACUUCCCCAGUCGGAGCUUACUGUAGCUUAAUUUUUGCGCUAACCAAGUCUAAUAUGCAUUACUUGCACUGGAUGCGCCUUGUUGUUGUUGAAACAAAAAAUGGUGGUAGGAGAGUUGGAUUGACCUUUUCUGUAAGGUAUUUAUCAGAUUGUGGCGUUAUUGUGAUGGGUGAAGUUUGAACUGAUAUAUGGCAAGAUGCUAUACGGGAGUAGAAAUCUCUUACAUUAAGCUUCAGUCUCUGAUUCAAUCUGUAUUCAACUGUUAGAUUAAGAUUCAAACGCUGAUUCAGCAUGUAUUUACUGGUCCUGUCCUAUAUUAUGUGUAGUUGUGGUAUUUCCUCUUUUAUGUAUGCUUGUUUAACAUACUGUUUAUUGAGAGAUGAUAACAUCAUUUUUGUCCUGUUCUCGGAAUUGGCUUUUUCCCUCCCUCGGGCCUCAAGGUUGCUGGCCCUCGCCUUCUGCAAUGGACUACACCUCGGAUGGAGAUUCUGAUGUUGAAGCUUAUGGGGCCAGCACUUUUCAGCUUCUGGUAUCAGGAAAUUUAAAGGUGAUGAGUGAUGAAGGUGUGUACCGAUGCCCAUUUUGUUCAGAUGAAGAGAAGGAAUACAGCCUAGAUGACCUGUUGCAGCAUGCCUUGGGAGUAGGGGAUGCUCGUGACCUGCAGGCGAAAGAGAAGACAGACCACUGUGCUCUUGCAAAAUAUUUGAAGAGUAAGCCAGCUGAAUCAACAUGUGGCUCACUGUUGCAGCCAAUGCUUAUAGAUCCACAGGUUCAUCAACAUACCAGAGACGAGCAGUUUGUCUGGCCCUGGAUGGGUAUCCUAGUCAAUAUGCCAAAUGAAUUCUUUGGCAAAAGUGCGAAUAGGCUGAAGGAGCAUUUGUCAUCUUUCCAUCCAGUUAAGGUGCAUCCAGUCUAUAACAGAGGUAGUCCCACGCGUGAUGCAAUUGUUGAGUUUGGGAAGGACUGGGGUGGUUUUAGGAACGCACGGGCCUUCGAGAGUCACUUUACGAUGAAAGGGUACAGCAAAAAGUGCUGGAAGGAAAUGAAGUGCGGACGUACAGAGCCUGUUGGGUGGAUGGCAAGGGCUGAUGAUUACAAUUCUCUUGGGGCAAUAGGUGAGCUACUGAGAAAAAAUGGUGAUCUGAAAACUCUCAGUGAUAUUGAGAAUGAUGGGACAAAUAAAACUGACAAACUGAUGGCUAAUUUGGCUUGUCAAGUUAAAAAAAAGGAGAUGCAUUUAGAGAAACUUGAGUCUGAGUACAACAAGAGAUCUGCAUUGCUUGACACACUGAUGCAGAAGAGGGAACAGCAGGAACAGUCGUAUACUCGAGAAAUCCUCAAGAUGCGACAGCUUUCUCAACAAAAUACACAAAGAGUUGUUGACGAGAACCGGAAGCUACGGUCAGAUCUUCAGGGAAUGGUGGAUGAGCUUUGUACAAGAAACAAACACAUUGAGGAGUUGGCUGCACAGAGUGAGUGCAACAGUAGGGAGCUUGAGUUAGAGAAGCAAAAGAAUGCAUUGAAAGCCAAUCAUCUUAGGUUGGCCGCAUUGGAGCAGCAGAAAGCUGAUGAAAAUGUUAAUAAGAUUAUGGAGAGACAAAAGAGAGAGAAAGAAGCUGUUCUAGAAAUGCUUCUGAGGCUGCACACACAGUCGGAAAAGAAGCUCAAUCUUGAAUUAGACAUAAAGCACUUGAUGGGAAAAUUACAAGUGAUGGAGCUGAAGCCAGGAGAUGAAGGUUCUGAAUCCAGCAAGAGGAUAGAUGAACUAAAAGAGGAGCUCAGUGAGAAGAUAACUGAACUGAAUGAUGUGGAAAGCUUUAACCAAAUUUUAAUUACUAAAGAAAGCAAGAACAGCGAUGAGUUGCGAGAAGCUAGAGAAGUGCUGAUAGAUUCUCUGCAGGGUUUGUCUGGCACCACUAGUUCCCAGACACAGAUAGGCAUCAAGAGAAUAGGCGAGCUUGACUCCAAAGCAUUUCUGAACAUGUGCAAGCGAAAAUUUGCUGCAGAGGAUGCUGAAACCGAAAGUGCUAUCCUUUUUUCAAAGUGGCAGGAUGAAAUUAAAAAUCCAGAAUGGAAUCCUUUCAAAGUUAUUAUGGUUAAUGGGAAUGUUCUGGAAGUAAUCAGGGAGGAUGACAAUAAGCUCCAAGAACUGAAGGAGCACAGCGAAGAAGCCUAUGCUGCGGUAACAAAGGCACUAACUGAGCUGAAGGUGGGCAAUGGCAGGAGGGAACCUUUCCUUGAGCUGUGGAACUACAAGGAGGGGCGGAAAGCCCAGAUGAAGGAAGCGAUUCAGCAUGCCCUGGAGCUGUGGAAAGCAAGCAAGGCAAAUGGCAAGAAAAGGCGUUGACGCAGUGGUUUCAUCCUGGUUGAUUCAAGGCCCUAGAAUGAGACUACUGCAGUCUUAUAGACUUAUUAUUUUGGUGUGCAGUGCAAUGGUAGUUAACCAGUUAACCUGGUGCCUUUUGCUGGAUCUUCAUAUCUAACUACUCUGAACCAUCCUGGUGGUAGGCAGUGUGAUGUCAAAAAUAUUUAGUACCAAGUAGAACAAAUGCUGCAAUUCUGCUCCAACCAAUAGACUAAUCAAGUGCAGAAAUACUGUCCAUCGUUCAGUUCAUGUGA
This is a messenger RNA of Panicum virgatum (switchgrass), 2881 nucleotides long. RefSeq names its product factor of DNA methylation 1-like. The record is from RefSeq and is a predicted model, not a curated record. Bases 642 to 2609 code for a protein of 655 amino acids. Gene Ontology annotation, biological process: gene silencing by siRNA-directed DNA methylation. NCBI's taxonomy places the organism in Eukaryota, Viridiplantae, Streptophyta, Magnoliopsida, Poales, Poaceae. The transcript has 6 exons.